UGAGACCAGAAAAGAUCCAGAAGAGGACGAGUCAGAGGAGGCAGGAAGAUUGCUUGGUCACAGCACGUCUGGCUCGUUGUGUGUAGCACUCGCCAAUGUUUCAGGACGUGAGGCUCUCCUGAUUCAUCAGAUGACGGGGCGCCUGCUAUUCUAUCCCCAGCCCGUUGUCUCAUAAGCGGAUUGUUGAGUCUGCUCGUCGAUUCGAGAUCUGCGAUACAGGCGCAUGUUUUAAAGAGUGGUCGUCAAGAGAAGUCCACCAUGAUGACUGUAGCGCUGGUGGAGUUGUCCAGCGCCAGUCUGUUUGGCGCUGCCCAUCAUGUGGACCUCCGAGCUAGCAGUCAGGACUAUACCACACCGUCAGGGCGUCCAGCUCUCCCUUACCUUGCCCCAAAAUCCUCUCUCCUUACAGCCUCAUCUUUUCAAUCUGGCAGAAGAUUACCCCCAGCGCAAAGUUUGAGACCAGUACAUUUCUCAAGAAAGCGACGGCGAUGGCAAGCUCCACGGAAUGAACUGCUAGCAGAACGACCACUGAGUCAGAGCACAAAGAGUGCUGGCGGCUUAGCGGUGGCAGAGGCGCACCCCGUCGACUCCGCAAAGCAGUUGCUGACGGUUGUCAUGAAGUUUGGGGGCUCAUCAGUAGCAACGGCGGAGAGGAUGAGGGAGGUGGCGAAGCUAGUCCUCUCGUUUCCUCAGGAGAACCCGAUCAUCGUGAUGUCAGCCAUGGGCAAAACAACGAACCUGCUUCUGGCGGGUGGGGAGACUGCAACAACCUGCGGGGUUAAGAGAGCUCCCGAGAUUGAAGAACUUCGGCGAAUAGCGGACCUGCACAACAGGACAUGCGAUGAGCUGGGCAUUCCUAGGGAAACUGUUGCGGAACUGUUGGAGGAGCUGUCUCAGCUGCUCACGGGGAUCUCGCUGAUGAAAGAGUUGACGCUGCGGACCAAGGACUACCUCGUCUCGUUUGGGGAGCGCAUGUCCACCCGCAUCUUUGCGGCAUACCUCAAUAGGAUAGGCACGCUAGCACGACAGUACGAUGCUUUUGACCUGGGCUUUGUCACCACGGACGACUUCACGAAUGGGGAGAUCUUGGACGCCACAUAUCCCGCCGUACGGAAGAAGCUCGAGGACGACUUCCGGGAACGCCCUGCCAUGCCGAUCGUCACCGGUUUCCUCGCUAGGGGCGAGAAGACGGGUGCCACGACGACGCUGGGCCGCGGCGGCAGCGACCUGACGGCGACCGUGAUCGGCAAGGCGCUGCGGCUGCGCGAGGUGCAGGUGUGGAAGGACGUGGACGGCGUGCUCACCACGGACCCGCGCCUGGUGGAGCGGGCUAUCCCCGUGCCCUUCCUCACCUACGAGGAGGCCACCGAGCUGGCAUAUUUUGGGGCGCAGGUGCUGCACCCGCAGUCGAUGCGGCCAACGCGCGACGCGGACAUUCCGGUGCGCGUCAAGAACUCGUACAACCCGACCGCGCCGGGCACGCUGAUCACGGCUCAGCGCGACAUGAGCAAAGCCCUGCUGACGAGCAUCGUGUGCAAGCGCAACGUGACGAUGCUGGACAUCGUGAGCACGCGCAUGCUCGGCCAGUACGGCUUCCUCGCGAAGCUGUUCCAGAUCUUCGAGGAGCUGCAGAUCAGCGUCGACGUCGUGGCCACCUCCGAGGUCUCGGUGUCCAUCACGCUCGACCCCGCGAAAAUGUGGUCCCGCGAGCUCAUCAAGCAGGAGGUGGACCGCAUGACGGAGAGUCUGCGCAGCGUGGCGCACGUCAAGGUCCUGCCGCGGCGCGCCAUUCUGAGCCUCAUCGGCAACGUCCAGCGCUCCAGCCUUAUCCUCGAAAAGGUCUUCCGCGUGUUCCGGACUACGUGUACCAAUGUCCAAAUGAUUUCACAAGGAGCAUCCAAGGUGAACAUCUCUUUGGUGGUCGACGAUGAGGAAGCUCAUACGUGCGUCAGAGCCUUGCAUCAAGAGUUCUUCGAACAGGAUUACGACGUACUUGUCGAAGGAGACACUCAUUGUGAACACUGAUGGUGGGAAUAUGUUUGGAGGUCAUGGCAACUGUGUUUGGCUGCGAAGAGGCGUUCUAGACACCCUUCGCUCAAGGCAUAGUCACACAGUCACAUUGAUCAAGGAUUUACUCAGCUUUUGAAAGUUUUUUCCAAAAAUAUCGUGAAGGAUGGAUUGUGCGCCACAUUGGGGCACAACACAGCCGCACAGAAUGCUGGUUCUAAUCACACUCAAAUUCGACCCAUAUUCGAAACUGGUCAUUCUUUGACGCGAGGAG
Klebsormidium nitens is the source of this 2281-nucleotide messenger RNA. The record is from the annotation of a GenBank genome assembly. Lineage: Eukaryota; Viridiplantae; Streptophyta; Klebsormidiophyceae; Klebsormidiales; Klebsormidiaceae.